AUGCUUGACAAGAUGAAGUUCAGUCUCCUCGCAAUCACUUCUGUAUUCCGACGGUAUAUGGGCUGGCCGACUCUGCAGCUCUCUCUCUCUCCCGACGGGCCGCGUCCUGCACCGCUGCGGGCCGGGCGCGGUGAUAGUCGUUGCGGCUGCCUUUUUGGUACAUCCCUUGCAGCUGGCGCAGCCAAUCUCCUUCGGAUUCCCCUUCGUUUACGGAGGAGGGAACGCUCCCUUGAUGAUGAUGAUGAUGAUGAUGAUGAUGAUGAUGAUGAUGAUGGUGGUGUGGGGAUUCGAUUUGUAAAGAGCUGGCUUGGUGCCGCGGAUGUGAGGUUGUCGCUGUGCAAUAGAAUUUUCGCUUACGGUUCCCCCCUUUCCCCCCGCUUUUUCUCGCUUCGGGUGUUUAGUUUGUUUACAUUUGGAUAUUGUAGGAGAGGGAGUGAAGAAGAAGAAGGAGAAGAAAAAGAAGAAGGUGGGGGCAGGAUGGACCAUGGGAGAGGGAAUGGGAAUGGGAAUGGGAAUGGGAAGGGCAGAGAUGCGAUUGUGCCGUCCGGUUGGCCGUCGACUUCGACGAUCGUGCCGUCGUCUUAUCCGCCGAGUGCGGCGAGCGGCAUCGAUACUGAGAAGGGUAGCGAGAAGGAAGGGGGAGGUGACGGGGAGCCAGACGCCACCACGUUCGCCGACUCGCCUUAUUCUGGUUCGGAGAACGUGGAGGAGGAGACACGCAGCCGCCGCAGUACUCGGCCCGCGUCCUUCCUCUACCCGGCACAGAGCGACGUCGAGAAGCCCGUCUCCCUGUCCAGAGAGAUUGCGUUCGUCGGCGUCCUCUGCACCGCGCAGCUCUUUACGCAAGCCUCGCUCGGCCAGGCCAUCGCCCCUCUGCACAUCAUCGGCGCCUCUUUCGGGGAGACCAGCCCCGGGCAGCUCUCCUGGUUCCCCGCCGCGUACUCGCUCACCGUCGGGACGUUCAUCCUGAUCGCCGGCCGGCUGGGCGACCUCUACGGGCACAAGCGUCUCUUCACCGCCGGCUUCGUCUGGUACGGCGUCUGGUCCCUGCUCGCGGGCUUCACCGUCUACAUCCCCCGCUCCUCCUCCCCAGCGAUCUUCUUCGACGUCUGCCGCGCUAUGCAGGGCAUCGGCCCUGCCUUCCUGCUCCCGAACGCCCUGGCCAUCCUCGGCCGCACAUACGCACCCGGCCGGCGCAAGGAAAUGAUCUUCGCCAUCUUCGGCGCGACCGCUCCGUCCGGAUUCGUGCUCGGCGCCGUGUUCGCGAGCCUGUUUGCCCAGCGAGCCUGGUGGCCGUGGGCGUACUGGACCAUGGGCCUCUGCUGCUUCGGCAUGGCCAUCGCAGGCCUCGUCGCCAUCCCACCGAUGCCCGUCCCCGCGAGCCCAGACGAUGAUGGAGGGAACCGUGGGGGCAGCGGCAGCACGACGACGUCAGCGUUUGCGCGCGUGGACGGCUACGGGUGCAUCACGGGCGUGGCGGCCCUGGUCCUGAUCAACUUCGCCUGGAACCAGGGGCCCGUGGCGGGCUGGACGACGCCCUACACCUACGGGCUCCUCCUCGCCGGCUUCGCCUUCCUCGCGCUCUUCGCGUGCGUGGAGCGCCGGGCCGCACACCCGCUGCUGCCGCGGGCGGCGCUCACGAAGGACACGGCCUUCGUGCUGGCGUGCAUGGCCGCCGGGUGGGCCAGCUUCGGCAUCUGGAUCUUCUACCUGUGGCAGUUCCUGCAGCGGCUGCGCCACGCCUCGCCGCUGCUGGCUUCCGCCAUGGUGGCGCCCACCACGGUGUCCGGCCUGGCGGCGGCGCUCACGACGGGUCGCGUCCUGCACCGCUGCGGGCCGGGGGCGGUGAUGGUCGUGGCGAUGCUGGCCUUUGCACUCGGGACGGUGCUGCUGGCGACCGCGCCCGUGGGCCAGAGCUACUGGGCGCAGACGUUCGUGGCUGUGGUGGUCAUGCCGUGGGGCAUGGACAUGUCCUUCCCUGCGGCGACGAUCCUGCUGAGUGAUCGCAUGCCGCGCGGGCAGCAGGGUGUGGCGGCGAGUCUGGUGAACACGGUUGUCAACUACUCGGUGAGCAUCGGCUUGGGGUUCGCGGGGACGGUGGAGAGCAGGGUUGGCACGGGGGAAGGGGACGAAGCGUUGUUGAGAGGGUAUCGGGGCGCGUGGUACAUGGGUUUGGGGCUGGCUGGCCUGGGGCCCGUCUUUAGUUCCCGCUAA
This is a messenger RNA of Drepanopeziza brunnea f. sp. 'multigermtubi' MB_m1, 2214 nucleotides long. RefSeq lists its product as uncharacterized. Gene Ontology annotation, molecular function: transmembrane transporter activity. Lineage: Eukaryota; Fungi; Ascomycota; Leotiomycetes; Helotiales; Drepanopezizaceae. The record is from RefSeq and is a predicted model, not a curated record. Gene Ontology annotation, biological process: transmembrane transport. Gene Ontology annotation, cellular component: membrane.